This is a messenger RNA of Ipomoea nil (Japanese morning glory), 1541 nucleotides long. Its product is annotated as protein DJ-1 homolog A-like. Bases 49 to 1392 code for a protein of 447 amino acids. Gene Ontology annotation, molecular function: protein deglycase activity. The transcript is spliced from 8 exons. Gene Ontology annotation, biological process: protein deglycation, glyoxal removal; guanine deglycation, glyoxal removal. The record is from RefSeq and is a predicted model, not a curated record. Lineage: Eukaryota; Viridiplantae; Streptophyta; Magnoliopsida; Solanales; Convolvulaceae. Gene Ontology annotation, cellular component: cytosol; nucleus.
CCGCGGCUCGAGCCCGUCCAGGCCGGCAUCUCCAGAGAGCUCUUUAAAAUGGUGGCUGCCAUUCCACAUUUGCGUUGCCACCUCACCCCCUACUUAACACUAUCGAGAAAAUUCAAAACCCCUCAAAAUCUCUCACUUCUCACUCCAUCAAAUUAUCGCGAGAAUUUCAAGCGCUUCUCGCUCUCAGGCUCAGCCACCAUUUCAGUCAUGGCUUCUGCUGCUAAAAAGGUAUUGGUGCCGGUGGCGAACGGGACGGAGCCGAUUGAGGCGGUGGUGCAAAUCGACAUACUGCGGAGAGCUGGGGCCGAAGUUACGGUGGCUUCGGUGGAAAAGGAGCUCCGAGUCGAUGCCGGACACGGAGUCAAGAUCGUUGCCGAUGCACUCCUUUCUGAUUGCGCCGAUACUGAGUUUGAUCUCAUCUCUCUCCCUGGAGGGAUGCCUGGUGCAUCUACACUUAGAGACUGCAAGACUUUGGAAAGCAUCAUUAAAAAACAGGCUGAAAGCAAACGAUUAUAUGCUGCAAUAUGUGCCUCCCCUGCAGUAGCUCUUGGAUCGUGGGGACUGUUGAAGGGGCUUAAGGCAACUUGCUACCCAUCUUUCAUGGAGCAGCUGUCAUCUUCUGCAAAUGCUGUUGAAUCAAGAGUGCAGGUGGAUGGCAAUGUUGUGACAAGUCGUGGACCCGGAACUGUCAUGGAGUAUGCUGUUGCACUAGUUGAGCAAUUGUAUGGAAAGGAGAAAGCUGAUGAAGUCUCAGGGCCACUGGUGAUGCGCCCUAAGCACGGUGAUGAAUAUACAUUUGCCGAACUCAAUUCAGUAAAUUGGACAGUUACCAAUAGCCCACAGAUACUUGUACCCAUUGCUAAUGGUUCUGAGGAGAUGGAAGCUCUUAUUAUUGUUGAUGUACUUAGACGAGCUAAAGCUCAAGUAGUGGUGGCAUCUGUAGACGAUUCACUGGAGAUUGUUGCUUCCAGGAAUGUGAAACUGGUUGCUGAUGUACUGCUUGAGGAUGCUGCUAAGAGUACAUAUGAUCUUAUUGUCUUGCCUGGUGGUCUGGGUGGUGCUCAAGCAUUUGCAAACUCAGAAAAACUGGUCAAUAUGUUGAAAAAGCAGAGAGAAUCAAACAAACCAUAUGGAGCAAUUUGUGCUUCUCCUGCAUUAGUCCUAGAACCACAUGGUUUGCUCAAGGGUAAGAAGGCUACAGCUUAUCCAGCAAUGUGCAAUAAGCUAUCUGACCCAAGCGAAGCAGAUAACAGGGUGAUAGUUGAUGGUUAUCUCAUCACUAGCAGAGGGCCAGGAACUACAAUGGAGUUUGCACUGGCCAUUGUAGAAAAGUUUCUCGGGCGCGAUACAGCCCUAGAGCUUGCCAAGGGGAUGGUUUUUGUGCAUCCGUAAAGCUAGUCCUAGAAUUCCCCUGUUUCAAGUCUUUUUGUUGGUCCUGUUUUGUGCUGAGUUAUAAUCACAGAGAUGAAAUUAAAACCAGUUCGGUAUGAAAUAAAGGUGUAUAAAAAAUCAACUGUGUCUAUAUAUAUUUCGUUCUUCAA